UCAUAAACAAAUCACUACAAGUUGAUUAAUUCUGGCCAUUACUAUACAAGAACCUAUAUAUAUAGACAGUAAGACAGAUAAUAGUUAAGUGUGGGUGUGUGGUGUGGUGUGAUAUGUGGGUGGAACUCGGUCACGGACGGGAUGACUAGCAGUGGGUCCAGGCAGUACUACUGAGGAAAAUCCUUUCCGUGACCGACCGCCUCUCGUGCUCGGCUAACAAAUGACGACAAAAUAUAUACCGCUGUCUUCAAACCCAUGACACUCUGUUGUAUUAAUCCUUAAUCGAUUCCCCCAAUCCUGGCAGAAAGCAAGACUCCAUUAUGGUCCACAUUAUCAUUACCCCAAAUUGGCCAUUAAUUAUCACUAUUAUGUCACAAGCUAAUUACAUUCCAAAGAUCUAAGUCUAAUGUGAUCAAUACUAACAAACAGCCGAAAAGGGUAUUACCGUCAUUCUACUCUAAAACACUAAUAACUUUCUCGAUUUAUAUUUUGUAUAAAGGACUUCUUAUCUACCUCCAAUCCUCAUGCACAUUAUUAUCGUAUAGAUAACACACUCAAAAUUAACGUUAUCUCGUCACCAUGAACAGCAUGACAAUAUCCACUUUCUUCUUCUUCUUCUACUUCUUAUCUUCUCAUUUCAUCUCCUCCUACAGUGCUUCUGAUCCAUGUGCCUGUCAGUCAAACAGCUUAUUAGAUCUCUCUGUCAUACCCAUCUACAGCAAAUGCUCUCCUUUCACCACCGCAAAGGCUGACUCCUUAGUCAACACAGUCAUCAACAUGGCCUCAAAAGACCCGCAACGCCUUCAGUAUUUGUCCACCCUUGCGGCCCAAAAGACCACCUCAGCCCCAAUCGCUUCGGGCCAGCAGGCACUCCACAUUGGUAACUACAUAGUACGGGCAAAGAUAGGCACCCCGGGGCAGCUCCUCUUCAUGGUUCUCGAUACCAGUAACGACGCAGCUUGGGCCCCAUGUUCGGGCUGCACUGGCUGCUCAUCAACAACUUUCUCUCCAAACUCAUCUUCCACUUUUAGCCUAUUAGAUUGCUCUGUUGCUCAAUGUACUCAGGUCCGUGGACUUUCUUGUCCGGUUACUGGUACAUCCCCUUCCCCUUGUGUUUUUAACCAAUCCUACGGUGGAGAUUCCUCCUUCUCGGCCUCAUUGUCCCAUGAUUCUUUGCGGUUAGCCAAAGAUGUUAUUCCCAAUUUCGCUUUCGGAUGCGUCAACUCCGUCUCUGGUGGGUCCGUUCCGCCACAAGGCUUGUUGGGCCUAGGUCGUGGGCCAAUGUCAUUGCUCUCUCAGUCCGGUUCACUCUACUCCGGAGUAUUCUCCUACUGCUUGCCCAGCUUCAAAUCCUAUUACUUCUCUGGGUCGCUCAAACUCGGCCCAAUGGGCCAGCCCAAGAACAUCCGGACCACCCCAUUACUCAAAAACCCUCAUCGACCAUCCCUUUACUAUGUCAACCUUACAGGAGUUAGCGUGGGACGGGUCCUGGUCAACAUAGCCCCAGAAUACCUAGCAUUUAACCCGCAAACCGGAUCCGGAACCGUAAUAGACUCGGGUACGGUUAUAACCCGGUUCGUGGAACCAGUUUACGCGGCGAUAAGGGAGGAGUUUAGGAAACAAGUGAAGGGACCGUUCUCAACGCUAGGAGCGUUCGACACGUGUUUUGAAGUGAAUAGAGAAGAGCUGGCACCGUUCAUAACGCUUCACUUUACUGGGAUGGACCUGAAGCUGCCACUGGAGAACAGCUUGAUACACAGCAGCGCCGGGACGGUGGCAUGCCUGGCGAUGGCGGCGGGACCGACGAACGUGAACUCUGUGCUGAACGUGAUCGCUAAUUUGCAGCAGCAGAAUCUGAGGAUAUUGUUUGAUGUGGCCAAUUCUCGUUUGGGCAUUGCCCGUGAGCUUUGUAAUUAAGUAACUUACAAGUAGGUAAUGAGAAUGAAUGAUCCGUACGUACGUAGUCCUUUUUCUUUACUAAAUUAAUAAAUUCUGUCGUAAGAUGGAUAUAUGAUAUUGGAUUAUGUAUGUAUAAUGUAUUAAUUUGAUUUUAAUUACGUACCCAACAAA
This is a messenger RNA of Cannabis sativa, 2070 nucleotides long. Its product is annotated as aspartyl protease AED3. Gene Ontology annotation, molecular function: aspartic-type endopeptidase activity. The transcript has a single exon. Gene Ontology annotation, biological process: proteolysis. The record is from RefSeq and is a predicted model, not a curated record. Bases 580 to 1917 code for a protein of 445 amino acids. NCBI's taxonomy places the organism in Eukaryota, Viridiplantae, Streptophyta, Magnoliopsida, Rosales, Cannabaceae.